Messenger RNA from Sphaeramia orbicularis (orbiculate cardinalfish), 4240 nucleotides. RefSeq names its product angiotensin I converting enzyme (peptidyl-dipeptidase A) 1 (gene ace). Gene Ontology annotation, cellular component: plasma membrane. Gene Ontology annotation, molecular function: peptidyl-dipeptidase activity; metallopeptidase activity. The record is from RefSeq and is a predicted model, not a curated record. Lineage: Eukaryota; Metazoa; Chordata; Actinopteri; Kurtiformes; Apogonidae. The transcript has 25 exons. The coding region runs from base 1 to 3873 and encodes 1290 amino acids. Gene Ontology annotation, biological process: proteolysis.
AUGGGCACUGGUAUGGACAGGUUUCUGUGGUCAGUGGUGCUCCUGCUGCCAGUCUUUGGAGUUUCUGUGGCUCUGCCAUCCAGCUGGCUGCCAGGCACGUAUGAAAACACAGUACCAAGUCUGCAACAGUUCCUCCAUGACUACAACAGUACUGCUGAAGAAGUGUUUUUCCACAGUGUGUCUGCAUCCUGGAACUACAACACUAACUUGACUCAACACAACUCGGAGCUCCAGGUAGCUGCAUCCAUGGAUAAGCAGGCCUUCAGUGAAGCUUGGGGGAAGAAGGCCACUGGGACCUUCACUCAGCCAGUGAUUGACGCUCUCCCCACUCAAACAGACAAGAGACUCUAUCUAAAGAUAGUUGAACUGGGACCUGCCAACCUGCCUGAAACAGAGAGGCAGGAGUAUAACACAAUUCUCAGCACCAUGGACAAUAUUUACUCAACAGCCAAAGUGCAUCCACAGCCUAAUGUAAGCUGGAGCCUAGAGCCUGAGCUGACAGACAUCAUGGCCAACUCUAGGAGCUAUAAGAAGCUUCUUUUUGCCUGGGAAGGCUGGCACAAUGAAUCAGGUGUACCUCUGAAGAGUUACUAUCCCAGGUUUGUGGAGCUCAGCAACAAAGGCUCUCGUGCUGAUGGCUUUGCUGACACAGGAGCCGUCUGGAGGUCUUGGUAUGAAAGUAAAAACUUUGAAAAUGAUUUGAGGGAGCUGUAUAAGACUGUGGAGCCCCUCUACCUACAUCUACAUGCCUUUGUGCGACGCCAGCUCUACAACCAGUACGGCCCCAAGUACAUCAACCUUAAAGGACCUAUCCCAGCUCACCUGUUGGGAAAUAUGUGGUCUCAGACAUGGAACAAUAUCUACAGUAUGAUGAUCCCAUUUCCUGACAAACCCAACCUGGACGUCACUGAUGAAAUGGACAAACAAGGCUACAAUGCCACACACAUGUUCCGUGUUGCUGAGGAGUUCUUCACUUCUUUGGAUUUAGCACCAAUGCCUGCAGAGUUUUGGAGCGGAUCCAUGCUGGAGAAGCCUAAUGAUCGAGAGGUGGUGUGCCAUGCCUCUGCUUGGGACUUCUACAACCGCAGAGACUUCAGGAUCAAGCAAUGUACCACAGUGACAAUGGAGCAGCUGUCCACAGUGCACCAUGAGAUGGGACACGUCCAGUACUACCUCCAGUACAAAGACCAGCCCGUGGGGUUCCGUCGCGGGGCCAACCCUGGUUUUCACGAGGCUAUCGGAGAUGUUUUGUCCCUCUCUGUUUCUACCCCAAAACAUUUGCACACCAUUGGCCUUCUGGACACAGUGACAAAUGACUAUGAAACUGACAUUAACUACCUGUUGAAGAUGGCUCUGGAGAAGAUUGCCUUCCUUCCCUUUGGCUACCUCAUCGACCAGUGGAGAUGGGAUGUUUUCAGCGGACGCACGCCCACAGAACGUUACAACUCUGACUGGUGGUACCUCAGGACAAAAUACCAAGGCAUCUGCCCACCCACCAGACGCACAGAGGAGCACUUUGAUGCUGGUGCAAAAUACCAUGUUCCUGGAAACACACCAUACAUCAGGUAUUUUGUCAGCUUCAUCCUGCAGUUCCAGUUUCAUGAAAAACUCUGCGAGGCUGCUAAUCACACUGGGCCCCUGCACACAUGUGACAUCUACCGCUCUAAAGAAGCAGGAGCCAUCCUAAAGAAAGUUCUUCAAGCCGGUUCCUCUGAACCUUGGCAGGAUGUUCUCAUGGACGCUUUAGGCACCAACAAAAUGGAUUCAACGUCACUGAUAAAAUACUUUGAUCCCAUUCUGAAGUGGCUGGAAGAGCAAAAUGUGAAUGAGACCUUAGGAUGGCCUGAUUUUGACUGGACCCCCCCUAUACCUGAGGGCUAUCCUGAAGAUAUUGACAAAAAUACAGAUGAGCUUGAUGCAAAGGCGUUUUUGGCUCAGUACAACAGCACUGCUGAGGUGGUGUUUAACGCCUACACUGAAGCCUCCUGGGCCUACAAUACUGACAUCACUGAAGCCAAUAAGGAGACCAUGCUCCAAAAGAACCUGGAGAUGUCCGCCCACACCCUGGAAUAUGGAUUGAAGGCCCGUCAGUACGACACCACCGACUUCCAGGAUGCUUCAACCAAACGCAUCAUCAAGAAACUCAGUGACAUUGAAAGAGCUGCGCUGCCCUCAGACCAACUGAAAGAGUACAACCAACUCCUAUCAACUAUGGAGACCAAGUACAGUGUGGCUGAGGUCUGCAGAGAGAAUGGGACAUGCCAUCCACUGGACCCAGAUCUUCAGAAGAUUAUGGCCGAGUCCAGAGACUAUGAUGAACUGUUGUUUGCCUGGAAAGGAUGGAGAGAUUCUGCAGGCAAAAUACUCCGCCAGGAUUACAAAAGAUAUGUCGAGCUGGCCAACAAAGCUGCCACACUCAAUGGUCAUACUGAUAAUGGAGCCUUCUGGCGUUCUCUGUAUGAAACCCCAACCUUUGAGCAAGACCUGGAGGCGUUGUGGAAGGAACUGGAGCCACUGUAUCUAAAUGUACAUGCCUAUGUUCGCAGGGCUCUGUACAAAAAGUAUGGUGAAAAGCACAUUAACCUGAAAGGCCCCAUUCCUGCACACUUACUGGGCAACAUGUGGGCACAGACGUGGUCCGGCAUAAUGGAUUUGGUCAUGCCCUACCCACAUGCCACACAAGUCGAUGCCACUCCAGCUAUGGUUGCACAGGGCUGGAACCCCAUCAGAAUGUUUCAGGAGUCUGACAAUUUUUUCACGUCACUGGGUCUGACGCCAAUGCCACAAGAGUUCUGGAACAAAUCUAUGCUAGAGAAACCCUCUGAUGGACGUAAAGUGGUGUGCCAUGCCUCUGCCUGGGAUUUCUACAACAGAAAAGACUUCAGGAUCAAACAGUGCACGGUUGUGACCAUGGACGACCUGAUCACUGUGCACCAUGAGAUGGGCCACGUCCAGUACUUCCUGCAGUACAAGGAUCAGCCGGUGUCCUUCCGUGAUGGUGCAAACCCCGGGUUCCAUGAGGCCAUCGGGGAUGUGCUGGCUCUGUCUGUGUCCACACCCAAACACCUGCACAGCAUCGGCCUCCUGGACAAAGUUGAGAGCAACCAUGAGAGUGACAUCAACUUCCUUAUGAGCAUGGCCCUUGACAAGAUCGCAUUCCUGCCUUUUGGAUAUCUGAUGGACCAGUGGAGAUGGAAGGUAUUUGAUGGACGUAUUCCAUCGUCUGAGUACAAUAAAGAGUGGUGGAACCUCAGACUGAAGUACCAGGGACUGUGUCCUCCUGUAACAAGGACUGAGGAUGACUUUGAUCCAGGUGCAAAGUUCCACAUUCCUGCCAAUGUGCCCUAUGUGAGGUACUUUGUAAGUUUCGUCAUCCAGUUCCAGUUCCACAAGGCUCUGUGCCAGGCUGCCAACCAAGUGGGUCCCCUACAUACCUGUGACAUUUACAAGUCGAAGGAAGCCGGGAAACUGCUGGGUGAUGUGAUGAAGCUGGGCUUCAGUAAGCCUUGGCCUGAGGCUAUGACCAUGAUAACUGGUCAACCCAAAAUGUCCGCCCAGCCGCUCAUGGAGUAUUUCAAACUACUCAUUGAUUGGUUGGAGGAAGAAAAUAACAAGAACAACGAUAUUCGUGGGUGGCCUGAGUAUGACUGGAAACCACAUAUGUCCAACAAUACAAUAGCUGAAACCAAACCUGGUAAAGUGGACUUCCUGGGAAUGAGCAUCGAUGGCCCAGCAGCCAUAGCGGGACAGUGGAUCCUGUUAGUCCUCGGCCUGGUUCUGUUGGUAGCCACCAUCCUGUUGGCUUACAAGUAUAGGAAGUCAAAAAAGCCUGAAAAGUCCUUAUCCACUAUGGAACUCAAGCAAAAAGACUAGUCAUCAGUGACGGUGAAAGGGCUGGAAUCAGGCUUCCCUUACUGUAGCUAGGACAGUACCAACCUCAAUGUGAACAUCAGUGUUUUUGUGUACUGUACAGAACAUCUGAACACAUUUGCUUUUUGUCUGCCUCCCUGUCUGGUCUUUGUAUUUAUUGUACACACAUUGAGUCAAAUUAUUUUGCCUAUGCAAAAGAAUAUUAUUUUUGCAUAGAAUUUUUAAGAAUUUUUGUAAUUUAUUUUUUAAUAUUUGAUGUUUGGGGAGGAAAUACUUUAAAUGAAUGUCUGUAAAGUCAUUAAUUAUGUGAGCAUUUGUUGUCUCUUUUGUUGAACCCUCUGCAUUCUACAAUAAACACACUAAAGAAUGU